This is a messenger RNA of Suillus paluster, 315 nucleotides long. RefSeq lists its product as uncharacterized. The record is from RefSeq and is a predicted model, not a curated record. The coding region runs from base 1 to 315 and encodes 104 amino acids. The transcript has 3 exons. Lineage: Eukaryota; Fungi; Basidiomycota; Agaricomycetes; Boletales; Suillaceae.
AUGAACAACCCGAGCAACCUGAACCACCGCAUCGAAAAGCGACUCCACCGCCAGGACCGAUCGAAGGAGUUAACGUCCCUCUCAUGGCUUCUCUCGUUGCCUACCUUCCCCGUCCCUCCCACCGGGACCAUCUUCGAGCACCACUACCUCCCGCAUCAUGUGUACGAGGGAUUUAUCGCGCUCUUCGGCUGGGACCUCAAGUCAUUGCAGCAAACCACAAACCAGCGAAAGUGCCAUGCGCUCUUCCGGGCAGGUAGAAUUGGAGCAGCUGUCGAAACGUGCCAAUGCAUCAUAGACAAGAACUACGAAGGCUAG